Messenger RNA from Ilyonectria robusta, 405 nucleotides. Its product is annotated as putative translation initiation inhibitor, yjgF family. The transcript has 3 exons. The record is from RefSeq and is a predicted model, not a curated record. Lineage: Eukaryota; Fungi; Ascomycota; Sordariomycetes; Hypocreales; Nectriaceae. The coding region runs from base 1 to 405 and encodes 134 amino acids. Gene Ontology annotation, cellular component: cytosol; mitochondrion. Gene Ontology annotation, molecular function: deaminase activity.
AUGGAGCCCAAGGUCAUCCUGUCCCCCAAUGCGCCAACCCCACCUCCCUUCUUAUCUCAGGCCAUCACCCUCGGCAACAUCACCUUCUGCUCUGGACAGGUCGGUGUAGAGCCAGAAACCGGCGUGCUCGUCGAGGGCACUAUUCAGGAUAGAACGAGGCGAAUUAUGCUCAAUCUCAAGGCUGUUCUUGAAGCUGCUGGCACGAGUCUCUCGAGUGUUGUCAAGGCCAAUAUCUACCUCACGAACCUCGAAAAUUUCUCCGCAGUGAACGAAAUCUACUCGGAGUUCUUCCCAGAUAUGAAGCCGGCAAGGACCUGCGUUGGAGUCCGACAGCUCCCUCUCGGAACGGAUGUUGAGAUUGAGUGCAUAGCGAAUAACAAGUCAUCUAACGAAAGCCGCCUCUGA